AUGACUACCCUGAUCAGCUUCGAUGUGGAUGGCACUUUGAUUCACUCAGUGGGCCAGCGCGCCAACUUCCUCCACAAGCAGGCCUUCUCCGCCGCCUUCAAACAGGUGUUUGAGCUUGACACACACAUCGACGUGGUGAAGCACCAUGGCAGCACCGACGCGCUCAUCCUGCUGCACGUGCUGGUGCACCACGGGGUGCCGCUGGAGGAGGCGGUGGCCAAGCUGCCGCAGCUCAAGCAGGCCAUGGUGGACCACUUCCUGGCCAACAAGCAGCAGGCGGGGGAGGGCCUGGAGCUGCUGCCAGGCGUGCUGCCGCUUCUGGAGGCGCUGGCGGCGCGGCCCGACGUGGCAGUGUGCCUGGUCACAGGCAACCUGGAGCCCAUUGGCUGGUGCAAGAUGGAUGCGCUGGGCGUGCGCCACCUGUUCACCCAGCCCAACUUUGGCGGCUUCUCCACAGACUUCUGCAACCCCGACAACGUGGGGCAGAGCUGGAAAGACCGCGCCGAGUUUGUGCGCAUUGCGGCGCGCAAGCUGGAGCUGCAGCAGCCAGAGCUUGACGUCAAGGCACGGUUCCACGUGGGCGAUGCCCCCAUGGAUGUGCAGGCGGCGGUGGGUGGCGGCGCGCAGGCGGUGGGCGUGUGCACCGGCAUUUACACGAGGCAGGAACUGAGCGAGGCGGCACCAGGGGCGGUGGUGCUGGAGGAUCUGCAAGACUUGGGCGCUGUGCUGGAAACUUUUGGGCUCAGCUGA
Messenger RNA from Chlorella variabilis, 750 nucleotides. RefSeq lists its product as hypothetical. Bases 1 to 750 code for a protein of 249 amino acids. The transcript has 6 exons. Lineage: Eukaryota; Viridiplantae; Chlorophyta; Trebouxiophyceae; Chlorellales; Chlorellaceae. The record is from RefSeq and is a predicted model, not a curated record.